GGCCGCGAUGGUGGCAGCCCGGCCAGGAGGAGGAGCAGCAGCAGCAAGCGGGCGGCGCUGGCGGGCGGCGCUGCUCCCGUUGCCCGGCGCCGUGGCGCUGCGGCUGGGGCUACUGCUGCUGGUCGCCGCUGCCCCUCCGCCGGGGGCUGACGGCCGGCGCUUGAUCUGCUGGCAGGCGAUGCUGCAGUGCCAGGAGGAGCCCGACUGCAGCUACGCGUACAACCAGUACGCCGAGGCGUGCGCGCCGGUGCUGAUGGCCGCGGGGGACGGCGCGGGCGCUGCUGCAGCGGCGGCUGCGUCGCCGUCCAGUAGGCGGCGGUGCCCGAGCCACUGCAUUUCGGCGCUCAUCCAGCUCAACCACACCAGGCGGGGCCCGGCGCUGGAGGACUGCGAUUGCGACCAGGACGAGAACUGCCGCGCCACCAAGCGCGCCAUCGAGCCGUGCCUGCCUCGGACCAGCGGAGGUGGCGGAGCAGGCGGAGCAGGCGGCGGCGGCGUCGGGGCGGGCGGCGUGAUCGGCUGCACGGAGGCGCGUCGGCGCUGCGACUGGGACAGCCGCUGCAGCGCGGCGCUGGGCCGCUACAUGACCUACUGCGGGAAGGUCUUCAACGGCGUGCGCUGCACCGAGGACUGCCGCGCCGUCAUCGAGGACAUGCUGGCCGUGCCCAAGGCGCUGCUGCUCAACGACUGCGUGUGCGACGGCCUCGAGCGGCCCAUCUGCGAGUCCGUCAAGGAGAACAUGGCGCGCCUCUGCUUCGGCGCCGACGCCGUGGGGCCCGGCAGCAGCGGCGCCUCCGACGGCGCCAUGGACGACUACUGGGAAGAGGAGUACGACGAAGAGCUGGCGCCGCGCGGAAGGGACGACCUGGACGACGUGGCGGCGGUGGCCGGAGCCGGCUCCGAAGCCGCCUCGCCCAGGAAGCCCAAGGACGGCUGCCCGGCGCGCUCGGCUCCCUGGACGCUUGGCGCCACGGCCUCCAUUUUGCUGCUGCUGCUGCUGCUCUCGUAGCCAUUUCCAGCCCGGCGCUCUUGAGGGGCGCUGGAGGAGGCCGGGCCGGGUCGAGGAGAGGGAGGGAAGGAGCCUGCGCUCGCCCCAGGGCCCUGGCUCCGGGAGGACGGGGCUUGGGCACGGAGAAAGGAGAGCCUCACCCCGAGCAGCGGCCCCGCAGAGACCGGGGACUCUGAACUCGCCCCAGGCAGAUGGGCCUCCCUUCUCUCCCCCCCGAGCCUUGUAUUCAAGCGGUGUGCCUUAUUCUGCACCUCCAGUAUGCCUUUGGUUUUGAUGGGGAUCCCCGCCGUGUCCUCACUGGGCCCUGUUGCCUUGCCUGACUAGUUGGAACAGAUGCUGGGCUGGAUGUUAUGGUUUCUUUGCGCUGUGGUCACUCCUUCCUUCUGUCCUCAUCUCUCUAUAUCUGGGCAUUCUCCCCCUCCCACUUCUAAAAUUAUAUUUGAAAGGGAAAGGGCCAUUGAAUCCGAAUCCUUUUUUUGCAAACGUUUAGCCACUGUUUGUACAUCAGACCCCAGAAUUGUGGUAUUUGUUACUUUUGGUUCCAAGCGUUCCGUGCAUGUCCAAAUAAGCGUGCUUAGGACUGCAGCCUUAGAGAUGUUUUACUCCUGGCAUUUUUCCCCCUGUGGGACUGUAUGAAGCAACCUGAAUAUGCCUGUCACAUACAAAGAUUGUGCAGUCCUUUCUUCCCUGUGUGCAAAUCACUACCAGUUGCAGCUUCCUAAUCUUU
Messenger RNA from Podarcis raffonei (Aeolian wall lizard), 1736 nucleotides. It is a transcript of the gene GAS1, whose product is annotated as growth arrest specific 1. The record is from RefSeq and is a predicted model, not a curated record. Lineage: Eukaryota; Metazoa; Chordata; Lepidosauria; Squamata; Lacertidae. The transcript has a single exon. The coding region runs from base 8 to 1009 and encodes 333 amino acids. Gene Ontology annotation, biological process: negative regulation of mitotic cell cycle.